This is a messenger RNA of Vitrella brassicaformis, 2124 nucleotides long. The record is from the annotation of a GenBank genome assembly. NCBI's taxonomy places the organism in Eukaryota, Vitrellaceae.
GGUUAUGCCAUUCGGACCCCCUCAGUGACUACUCUACCGAUCAAGCAUCGCACGUGCCCUACCCAUGAAGGUCUUUCAGAACACACAGCCAUGGCUUGAAAAUGACACGCGUCCCCAUCCCACCCUACCCGACAUGCGAGGGCCCUUCUGCCCUGCCUAACUUGCUUAGACGUUGCAAUCGGUCUCACAUCUCAUCUGUCGGAGCGUGGAAGAGGCGCAGAGACACUGUCCAAUCAGCACGGCGAUGAUGCCGAUCGAGCGGUGCGCUGCCACUCUCAGACGCACCAACAGACGGACGGACAGAAUGCGAAGAAGCAGACACGCAUGACAACACAAAACCAUAAGAUAUCCCCCCCCCAUUUGUUGUACGGCGUCCGCACUUGCCUUGCCUGCCUCUGACUCGCCAACCAAACGAACGGGCAUCCAGGCCCACACAGCCACCCACCGUGAGCAAUAGAUGGAUGGACCCGGUGCGAACUCAUGUUGUCCCUUUCUCCCUCUCCCUCUCUCUCUCUCUCUCUCUGCGAUCGGUCUGUAAGUCAGUAGACUUGAAAGACCCCACAAGACAGACAGACAGACAGACAGGCAAGCACCCAACCGGCAGGCAGCCCACUCCAGCCCGCCCACACCACACCACACUGCUCACAGAUAAAACGCAACGCUCACACUGCUCACACAUACCUCCCACUCCCUGGCCUCAUUCGAUGAUCCCAUGGAUGAAUUGCCGCCGUUGGUCGGUUAUAUAUAUAUGUGUGUGUGGAAUUGUGUCAGUGUACAUGGACGCACGCGUCGCAAAAACACAAUGUGUGCGCACCAGGCAGGCAGACAGACAGACCGAGAAACAAGCAGCAACCAGUGCGACGGGGGGGUUGGCCACCAGCAGCCAACACACGUGCACCCAGGCAGGCAGGCAGCUACAAUACAGCCAUCCGGACCGACCAACCACUGAACGGCCCGGGGACCCUUAAAUCCUUUCACUCACGUGCGUGCGUGGCCAUCAGCCCAGCCCGUGUGCAUCUUCCUUCCGCUGCUUCCAUUGCACUGCACGCCUGCAUAGCAUAAAGCACCAUUGAUUGAAACCCACAAAAGACAGGCAGGGAGGCACCCAACCGAGAAAGCAACCAUGGACAUUCACACACACACACACACAUGAUUUAAAUGCCUCCCCCGCCCUGUCGCCAUGUCCGUCUAUCGGAUCUUGACGACCCGCUCGCGUGUGCACUCGACAUUCAGUGGCACCUUGACUUCCAGCACCCCAUCUCUCAUCCUGACACACACACAGAGAAGGAGGUGAGCAUGAAGCGGCAUUUCGGCACCCCCGCCAUCCCUCAGCAAUCAUCCCUCCUAACCUGGCGCGGAUGCGGGGCAGCUUGGCCGCCUCGGGCAGGUGGAACGAACGGCGGAAGUGGCCCUUGGCACGCUCACGGAGGACAUAUCGGCUGUUGGAUUCACUGCUGAUGGGAGACUGCACACACAGCCACACACACAGGGAGAGAGGAGACAGACUGACAGGCAGACAGACUGGUGGGCCGGCAUCCGCAUUGCAUCGGCAUGUCUGCUGUCCGUCUGUCUAGUGUCGGUCAUCCCACCCACCUUGAAGGCUUGCUUCUGCGCGCCGGAUAUGGUGAGGAGUCCCUCGUUGUUGACCUGCAUGGUCAGGUCGUUCCUCUUGAGCCCGGGCAGAUCUACACACACACACGCACCACACACUCAGAGUGAGACAAAACAACCCGAAUGCGUGCAUCUCUCGUCUCGUCACUGUCGCGUAUUUGCCCGCCCUCCCACUCGAUCACCUGCAGUGAUGAUGAUCUGAUCUGGGGAGGAAACGACGUCCGCAUCGAACAUGUAGUUGUGUCCCCCUUCAUCUCUGUCCUUGCCGUUCUCCGACACGAAGCAGGCAGCACACAUGCUCUUCAGUGCAUCCAAGAACCCGCUGGUCUUGCCCCGCCGCUGCGGCGCCAGGAGAUGCACGGCGGACGGCCGCACCUUUGUCUGUUGGAGACGUGUGUACGCCGUCAAGGGCGUAGAAGCAGCAUCUGCGGCAGCAAGGCCGAGGGACACGAGGACGGCACAGAUGAGGGCCAUGGUAGCAGCACCGGCAGUAGCGGAGAUAGCGGUUUCACG